AAGAUUUUAGCUGAUGGAUUCGCCGCUUGAAUGCGCUACAGUAGCAGAUGGCAGAAUCAUCAAAAUCAACACUGGAGUUUUUUUCUGUGAAGUGUGAACGAAGAACAGGCAGUGAGGCAGGCAUCAUUUGAGGAGUGAAACACACACAACACAAGUUUCAGAUCGUUGUUACAGGAAAAGAAAAUCUGUCCUGACAAAUUCAACGUAGAGUUUUUACUUGAUACUCGGAGGUCAAGUAAUAACAAAUAUCAGGAUGACACGAGGAAACCAACGUGAUCUCGCAAGAGAGAAGAAUCAAAAAAAGCAACAAGAACUUGCGAAAAGGAAAGGGAUUUCUGAUAAAGGUACAAACAAAGGAAUGACACUAGAACAACGCAAGCAGAGAGACGCAGAGUUGAUGCGAGAAAAGCAGAAAAAAGCGCAACAAAAAGACGAGUUAUGAGGAAACCGGAAUUAUUUUAAAUUUUGACUCAAAUCCAAAUCUUGUAUGACACCUAGGUUGAUGUGAUUUGUUAAUAAACUCUCUCAGCUGUCAGUUUCGAACCAGAGUGAAGAUUUUAUUUGACAGUUGUGUAGAAUAUAUUAAUGUUUACUUCCAAAAGUAAAUUAAUGCACAUGUUUCCUUACAUUGGGCACAACAGAUUUCAAGUCUGGAGUAUUCAAUAGUCCAUUCAGCAACUCCCCAUUUUUAUAAUAUUUAUUAAAUAAAGUGUACCUGUGAUUGUGUCAAUCAGUAA
This is a messenger RNA of Nilaparvata lugens (brown planthopper), 737 nucleotides long. Its product is annotated as putative SERF-like protein. NCBI's taxonomy places the organism in Eukaryota, Metazoa, Arthropoda, Insecta, Hemiptera, Delphacidae. Bases 254 to 442 code for a protein of 62 amino acids. Gene Ontology annotation, cellular component: cytosol. The transcript is spliced from 3 exons. The record is from RefSeq and is a predicted model, not a curated record.